This is a messenger RNA of Sesamum indicum (sesame), 903 nucleotides long. Lineage: Eukaryota; Viridiplantae; Streptophyta; Magnoliopsida; Lamiales; Pedaliaceae. The record is from RefSeq and is a predicted model, not a curated record.
AUGGUGUCUUCGUGGAUUCUAAGUUCCAUCUCAAAAGAAGUUGUUGAAAGUUUCAUGUAUAGGAAUACAUCUAGAGACCUUUGUGUGGAGCUGGAAAACAGAUUUAGAGAAACUAAUGGUCCUCUAGAAUAUCAGUUGAAAAAGGAAUUGGCCUCCACUUCUCAAGGAUCUAUGACAAUGUCAACAUAUUUUGCAAGAUUGAAGAAGCUUUGGGACGAAUUGGCGUGUAUCACACGAACACCUAAGUGCACAUGUGAAGCAGCCAAAGAAACUGCAGAAAUCAAGAUUCAGGAUCAAGUCAUUCAAUUCCUCAUGGGAUUGAAUGAAGUGUAUGAUCAUGCCAGAGGACAAAUUCUUACAGUGGAACCCCUUCCUGAUAUUAAUAAGGCCUAUGCCAUGGUCCUCAGAGUGGAGAAACAAAAGGAAGUCAACUUCGGGCAACAAUACUCCGUUCCUAAAGUGGCUAUGCAAGCAUUCAAAAGGCUUGAGACACGAAAACCUUUCCAGAAGAAGAAAAACACAGUGGAUAAAGGAAAUCAAAUCUGUAAAGAAUGUGAUAAAUCAAGGCAUUUGAAGGAGGUACUGAAGACAGAAACGAAAAUGUUCCCUGGUGGAUUCAAGCCACAGACCUUGGUACUAACUGACACAGGAUACAAUGAUUUUUCAGAUUUAGAUUCUGAAGAGGAUGAUGAUGUAGAACGAACUACAGAUCUUGCAGAUGAUAUAAUGAAUCCUACUGACCCUGAACAUAAUGAAAACAUAGUCCCUAGAAGUUCCACUAGACAAACCUGCAGACUAACUAGAUUAGAUGACUAUGUAUGUUGUUUCAACGAUGACUUACCUAGAAUUACUUAUUCAUCCUUACUUCAUAAAUGUUUUGUUGCUGCUACUGAAAAUCCCUAA